This is a messenger RNA of Condylostylus longicornis, 477 nucleotides long. RefSeq names its product pyruvate dehydrogenase [NADP(+)]-like. NCBI's taxonomy places the organism in Eukaryota, Metazoa, Arthropoda, Insecta, Diptera, Dolichopodidae. Bases 1 to 477 code for a protein of 158 amino acids. The record is from RefSeq and is a predicted model, not a curated record. Gene Ontology annotation, cellular component: cytosol. The transcript has a single exon. Gene Ontology annotation, molecular function: flavin adenine dinucleotide binding; FMN binding; sulfite reductase (NADPH) activity.
AUGCCUCCAACAGAUCGACACCCAAUCAUCAUGGCGGCAAUGGGAACUGGAUUGGCGCCGUUCCGCGCUUUCAUUCAACACCGUGCAUAUCUCAAACGGUCUGGCAAGGAAAUCGGACCAGUUGUUUUGUACUUUGGCUGCCGCUAUUCAAAGAAGGACUAUUUAUAUGGUGAUGAGCUCGCUGCGUUCUCUGCUGAGGGAGUGUUGACUGACCUGAAGGUUGCGUUUUCUCGAGAUCAAAAAGAAAAAUUCUACGUCCAACAUCACAUCGAUCGGGAUCCAGAGCUUCUCUACAAACGACUUAUCACUCAACAAGGCUUCUUCUACCUCUGUGGUUCGGCGAAACAAGUUCCUAUUGAUAUUCGUGCGGCUGUCGUAAAGGCCAUCGUCGAAAUUUCUAAUACGACAGAAGAGAUGGCUUCUGAUCUCGUUAAUCAAAUGCAAAUCAAAGGGCAAUACAACGUUGAAGCCUGGUAA